Molecule: messenger RNA, 5059 nt
Organism: Leucoraja erinaceus (little skate)
Lineage: Eukaryota; Metazoa; Chordata; Chondrichthyes; Rajiformes; Rajidae
Exons: 24
Coding region: 545-4702 (1385 amino acids)
Source: RefSeq, a predicted model, not a curated record
AGGGAGGAUGUGAACAAAUCCAUUUGGAAUCGGAUUUAAUUUUCUAAGGUUGGCAUAGAAAAGAAUGUGCGGCUGGCCUUGAAGGCAUCGGUGUGUUGUUUGUUCCCUGGCAGCUAUGGCUUUCUGCUUCCAAGGCAACAGACUAACACAAAGAAAGAGAGAGAGAGAGAGUGAAAGACAGCAGGUUGUCAGUCGGGACAGCUACAGCAACCAGGCCCAGGUUCGGACCUGGUGCCGGGAUUUGAUGUGCUCUGGGAAGUCGGACCCCAGUUCCACCAUUAUUUAAGAUUUUCUACGAUUCAGAAUUCAGGAUCCUCUGGGGUUUGUUCCACCUGGAUUUAGAAAAUGCCAGGGUUUGGAAUCCCAGAGGAUUCAGUUACACUGAAAUUAAGAAUCUGAUGGCAUUCCGUGCCACAAAAUCUCAGGAUCAACUGGGAUUUUAUUUCAGAAGGAUUCCGACAAUUCUGCUCUUUCUAAGGCAAGUCGCAGAGUAAAAAUCCUCCCAUCCGGAGGGAAGUGAGGAAGGUCAGGCAGUGGGAACAGGAUGUGGAAAUUGUCCCUACUGAGCCGAGGCUAUGGAGAACCUGUGAACAGGGACCAGGGGCGUCUGGACGUUUAUUUUGAAGCUCAGGAUUAUUUUAACUGGAGAUCUUGGAGUAAUACUGACAGUAUCUCCCUCGAGCUGAAUAAUUCAAAAUAUUUCCAGCAUGAUUACAACUCAAUAGUUUCCAAAACCUUCAGCACACGAAGAGGAGCCUUGGUCAUCUACUCUGAGAAUUUGGCCUUGCAAGCAUGGCAGCGCCAGCAUGGAGUGAAGUGGAGGCAAGCAACCAAGCUCCGACUCAGCACCCUGAGUGACCUGACCAGGGCUGUUCUUGCAUAUGGACAGCGAGAGGGUGGUUCAAGUCCAAACCAUGCCAAACCGUAUCUACACUUUCUUGUUGGGCACAAGAAUCACCCAGGGAACCGUAAGAUCCAUCCUGGUUACUCAGCGAAGAGGUACCUCACCUGCCUGACGGAGUCCUGUGACCCUAGCCUCCUGCACCGGCUGAAAGGCUCAGGUUGUAUCCGUGACCUGAGUUUACUCAGAGGAAUUUCGUUCAACCCAUUUCUUUUCCACCAGACAAAAUGUGACCUUUCUGAGGUGCCCAGACCAUAUCUGAUCCUUCCCUGCCUUCCAUUUUCUCUCCACUACCAGAACUGGUCAGGUUUGGAUGAGGAGGAGAAUGAGAAUGGGGAAGAGGGUGGUCUUGAUGCAGGCGAAUCUUGUCCAAUCUCCCAUGUUGCGGAAGGAGCAUUGCAGCCUGAUAGCAGCAGGUUAGAAAAAAAUGAGAGGCGUUUAAAGAGGGAGAAUGAAGCAGAGGGUGUAGCACUUCAUCAUUCUGAUGUUUAUCUUCUGAUCGCUUUGCCACCCAGUGGCGAGGAAUUGGAUAAAGAAGAAACUGAACAGCCACAGAAUAGUUAUCUGAUUAAACAUCUGGAUGCUGAAGGGAAGGAUCAUGGAAGGUGCAGCAUGCUGGGUCAGCCAGUCAUUGAUUCCUCACAACUCUUCAGUCACAAAUCCAACGUGACUUAUUAUGGGGGAUCAAUGACUGGGUUGAGAAGAGGCUUGUGUGGGAAAAGCAGACCCAGCAAUCAGUGUGGCUCAAGACAACCAUUGGAACCUGUUGACUCUAAGAUUGGGCGGUUGCAGCUUCCACCCAUCUCAUCAGAGACUGAGGCAGAAGUAUGGCCCAUUGAGGAAGAUAAGGAUGGAGAGCCAGAAUUGCUGAAACUGCCAGUGGUAAGGAGACGGCCUUUAGCAGCAGCUCGAUGGGCUGGACGGGAAGGGGGAAGAGUAAAACCAGAAGACGUGCAAAUUGGGCAGAAAUUGGUUCUGCCCCCAUUGACAGAUGGUGAACAACAAAAUCAGAAUGCAGAAAAUGUCUACGAUGAAGUGACAGAGCAUGAAGGAAAACUGGAGUAUCCUAUUAGCAUAGAACCUUCCAAAAUGGAAGGAAUGGAUGAUAUGGAUCAGCUCAGUGUGAAGUAUCCCAUCAGCACAGAGAGGAACUCUGGCCCGAAUGGGGAAGAGAUUGGAUUUUUACCACAGAUAUCCAUUCAGAGUGAGACAGAGGAAAGGACAGAUGGAUUUGUGGAGAAAAGAUUGGAAGAAGAUGCCAUUCUAUUGGAAGAGGGUGUUAUUCAGAAUGAGAAAGGAAGACCAGUCCUCCAGUUGCUGCCUCCAAUUCAAGGCAUAAAGGGACCCGGAAAGCAGAGAAGCAUGGCGUGCAUUAAACGCAAAGCCCGUAAAACUAAGACUUCAGCUUCAGGAAUUGUUCGAGGCACUGUGCCAGAGAAACUGAGGGUCCACAAAGAUAUUUCGGGCAGCCUUAUCAUGGCUCCUGAUGGUGAGAUUGUGCGACUCUCCAUGUUGGACUACAUUCAAGCUCCCAGUGGCAGCUUCCCAGGCUGCUCCUCACAUCCAGGAAGCAAGUCCCUUCAUUAUGGUUUUGGUGGUAAGAAGGAUAAAUCGAUUACGACUCGGCGGCGAAAAGGAGGAUUUCAACCCGAUUCUUCAACAAUAAGUUCCUUUCAAGAAGAGGACAUCUAUUCUACCUCAGAUGAUGAUGACCUUAUUUGUGAGAUUGAUGGUGACUCCAGUCGACCCCAAACCCCAACACAACUCUCCAUGGAACAAAGACGAGCACGGAAGGCUCUGAGAAGAAGACGCAGGAGACAGGCGUAUCUUGAUGGGGCCACUUCAGGACCAGUGAGUGAGUCAGCCGAAGGAGCAAAGGUCAACAGCGAUCGAAGGGCCAAGGAAGGGGCAAAGGUCAACACCAAUCGAGGGGCAAAGGUCAACACCAAUCGAAGGGCAAAGGGAGAGGCAAACAGCAACAGCAACAGCAAUAGAAGGGCCACGGAAGAUGCAAAGGUCAGCCGUCGACAGCGGCAAGCCCCUGGUGACGUGGAGGAGGUGAUACUGGGGGAAGAUGGCAAUCUGCACCAAUUUCACCAACCUGGGCGUGCCCGUCACAGCAGUGACUACAACUCCGUACAUGAGAGGGAGCUUGCUCACGACACCAGACAAACCACACGUGGUUCCACCUACAGGACAUCCGCUGCUGGCUCUAUCCUGACAGGCUGGUCCCAGAAAGAACACAAUAGCUUGGGUGAAACUGAUGAGCUGGGGUCACCGCUCGGCUUCCACGAAGUCAGUGAAAGUGGGUAUCAUCCCAAUGCCAGGCGGAGGAGGAAGAAGCUGCGAAAGGAUGGCCUUGUAGUUGAAGAAGAUCCUGAGGCGGAUGUCGAAGAUUGGGAGGCUGAGCGAUGGAGUGAAGGAAGCGAAGGAAGGACUGGAGUCAAAGCUAAAAAACAAAAAAGCAAAAGGAAAGGAAGGAAAAGUUCGAACCAGGAUCCAAAUAUCCAAGAUGGCUACUCAGAACUGAGCAGCGAAGAUGAGUGGGGAGAAUCAUCAGGAUCAAUCCUGGCACCAGGUGAAAACUCGCCAUUUGAGCAAGAGAGCUCAAUGAGGUCUCAGAGAAGACAGGGAGCAAACUAUCCGUCAGAUACAGGGAGCUCCCUGAGGCCGGGCCAGGCACGAGGAGCAAAUAAAGAGAAAAGCAAGAACAAUGGACGUGCGGAAUUUGUUGUAGGAAGACCCAGGGAGAAGAGAGCUCAGCAACAGUAUCUGCCUCCGGGUAAACAUCAGAAGGAUGCAACUUCCCAGCUGCAGAGGAAGGCAAAGAGAGGGAGUGAGGUUAAGGAGGAGGGGGAGGAGGAGGAGGAUGAUAUCACCACGCAGAUUGGGAUGCGGUCGGACGGCGUCCUGCAUUUCCACAGCGGCAGCAGCACCCCAACCUCGGAGAUGGCCACAACAGCCGAGCAAGGCCCUAACUCCAGCUCCACUCAGGUCAGAGCCAGAGGCCUGCGGGCAGGUGGAGCAUGGAGCAAAGGACAAGCAGAAGGACAAGCAGAAGAAAGCACGGAGUGGUCAGAGCGUGCAACAGCUGUACCAGGAUCAAAGCAUCCCAGGCAGCUUGGCAACAAGAGGCUGGAAAUGGGCCAGAGGUCAGAUGAAGAGUCACAGAAUUACGACGAGCAACUGGAUCCCAGCGAACGGAGGCGCCGGAGGCUGGAGCAGCAAAUCCAGCAAGAAUUGGAUGAAGAGCAGAGGAGGAGAGAGGAAAAGAUAAGGGUUAAAAAACUGCAGCAGGAGUCUGAAGCAACAGAGCAGGAAAAGGAUGAGCAGAGGCAACAAGGGGAGCAGCUGGACCGUGAACGCCGCCAAAAACAGCAGCAGGAGUUUCGAAAGAAGGUGCAAGAAAUGCAGCAGGUUAAAGAAAGAGUCCUGGCGGAGCGAGCAAAGGAGAAAGCACAGCUGCAAAAGCUCCACCAGGAGCAACUGGAAGAGGAGCAGCGGCUCCUGAGUGAGAUGGAUGAACCACAGCGUCAGGAGUACCUGAGAGUGAAGCAGAUCAGAGAACAGCAACUGAAGGAGCAGUGGCAGAAGGAGGGAGAGAGGAGGAAGGUGCUGCUGGAGGAGGCGACGCGGGAGGCAAUGUCCUUCCUACGCCAGAAGGGGCUAAUAGGCCCAGGCCUGGUGCUGGUGGAGUUGAUGGAACUGGAGCAGGCCCAGAGCAUCACCAGGCCCUGGGUAUUCUCCUACUUUGAAGUGAUGGAGAUUCUGGGCCUGGAAGCAGCAGGGGAGAGUGAAUGAAGGACAGUUGGAUGGAAACUGGGAGCCAACGAGGUACCUUGGUUCACACUGGGAGCGCGAGACGUCAACAUAUCUGCCUGGCAAGGAAAGACUGAUUCAAAGUGCAAAGACAUUUCUUCAUAAACUUGCAAAGAUAAACUUCCAGAAAUGAACACCCACCCACCCUCCUACACACAGAAGUGACACAUACUUUUUUUCCCCCUUCUUUUUUCCUUCCAAGGACUUUAUUCAAUGAUUGCAUAUUACAGUGUAGGGGAAGGUACGCAAACGUUCAAUAGUCACAUUGUAUCAGGAAAUCAUUAUAAUACAAUAGUGGCAUCUUUAUCUACAAUGCACUCGACCCCCCUGCAACAUCCG